Molecule: messenger RNA, 8025 nt
Organism: Argiope bruennichi
Lineage: Eukaryota; Metazoa; Arthropoda; Arachnida; Araneae; Araneidae
Product: GPI ethanolamine phosphate transferase 1-like
Exons: 26
Coding region: 315-3149 (944 amino acids)
Biological process (GO): GPI anchor biosynthetic process
Cellular component (GO): endoplasmic reticulum membrane
Molecular function (GO): mannose-ethanolamine phosphotransferase activity
Source: RefSeq, a predicted model, not a curated record
UCUUCUAUCGUGCUGCUCGCAAAAAUCAAAACAUUAGUUUCGUUUUUUAUUUUAUAACCAAACACGCUAUUUUUCCAGGCGGCAAGAAACUGUUACCGACUAUCUUAUUUUAUAAAAAUAAUUUCACUUAAUUACCAGAAAUAUUUGAAAAUUCUGAUUGUUUGAUUUUAAAUAUUUAUGGAAUAGAAUCUACAUUUUUGUUCACAUCCCAAACUCCUCAUUUCAACUUUUUCGUAAUUCAUUACAAUUUUUUUUAUUUUCAAAACUGAGUAAAAAUUUGUUUAAAUUCUUUAUUUUUCUGUAGAUUAAUAAGAAUGUUUGUAUUUGGCGCACUAAGCAUUGCGAUUCAUGCAAUUUUUUUAUAUUCAGUCUUUGAUGUUUAUUUUAAAUCUCCGAUUAUUCAUGGAAUGACUCCUUAUUCAACACCUCUUCCUGCACCAGCUAAAAGACUUGUACUUUUUGUUGCUGAUGGCAUGAGAGCAGAUAAAUUUUUUGAAGUUGCGGACUCUGGUGAUACGAAUUCUCCUUUCUUAAGGGAUAUUAUAACAAAUGUUGGUGCUUGGGGUGUUUCUCAUACUCGAGUACCAACUGAAUCUCGCCCUGGCCAUGUUGCUAUCAUUGGUGGAAUUUAUGAAGAUGUCAGUGCUGUUACUAAAGGAUGGAAAGAAAAUCCUGUGGAGUUUGAUUCUGUUUUUAAUGAAAGUAGAUACACAUGGGCCUGGGGUAGCCCUGACAUUCUCCCGAUGUUUAGUAAAGGCAUACGUAAUAAUGUCUUUAUUCAUACUUAUACAUCCGCCGAAGAAGAUUUUGCUGCAGCCUCUCCAUAUAGUUUGGAUGAAUGGGUCUUUCAAAAGUUGGAAAAAUUUUUUGAUGAAGCUAGAGCUAAUGCAACCUUGAAGAAUAUGCUCUUUCAAGACAAAAAUAUACUGUUCCUGCAUUUGUUAGGAAUGGAUAUUAGUGGUCACUCCUACAAGCCUGGUUCCCAAGAAUACAUUAAAAAUACUCAAGUUGUUGAUGCAGGUAUUCAAAAAUGUGUUCAACUGAUUGAUUCCUUCUUUGAAAAUGAUGGGAAAACAGCAUACAUUUUCACUUCUGACCAUGGAAUGACAGAUUGGGGAUCACAUGGUUCUGGAGAUAUGCAUGAAACCUACACACCUGUUGUAGCUUGGGGUGCUGGAAUUAGGGGUCCUAUGGGUGAGGGCAAGGAUUUUUAUCAUGAUGGUCUUUCUAAUGAGUGGAAACUUGCUCAAGUGAAAAGAGUUGACAUAAAUCAAGUUGAUAUUGCUCCCUUGAUUUCUACUUUAAUUGGUAUCCCAUUUCCUGUGAACUCUCUUGGAAUAUUGCCUGUAGAAUAUUUAGGAACUGAAUGGCCUCAUAAAGCAUUAUCUUUACUUACAAAUGCCCGUCAAAUUCUUGCAAACUAUCAACGACAGAUGCUCCAAAAGAAAGAAAACACACUGCCGAUUUUCUUUUGGAGAUUUAAGGAACUAUCAUCUUCUCGCCAGGCUGAAUUAAUGGCUAUGAUUGAUACACUUCUCAAGCAAAAUAGAUAUAAAGAUGUUAUACAAGUUGGUUUAAGAAUUAUUGAUUUAGCAUUAAAAGGAUUAACUUAUUAUCAGAAACAUGACAGAAUUAUAUUGAGUUUAAGUAUUUUCCUUGCUUUUCUGGGCUGGAUAAGUUAUGUGUUUGUGUUAAUUCUGAAAGACUACACAACAUUUGGUCAGAAAUCUCUUGAAUCCUCUGUCAUAAUGCCAGAUGACAAUUUUUCUAGAAUGAAAUGUAUAAUAUCAUUUGUAUUUAUUGGAUCUUUUAUAUCCCUAUUGCUUUAUGUCCAAAGUGCUCCUGUUAUGUAUUAUGCUUACUUCUUGUUGCCUGUUUUAUUAUGGAUGCUUGUUUGUUUACAGUGGGAAUUAAUCUAUUCUGCAAAGUUACAUCUUGAAAGAAAAGAUAAUUUUUAUAAAUUUAUUGGAUUAUCUUUAUUGAGUUUCAUUGCAAUGGAAUUUUUGGUCAUGUCCUUUUUCAAAAGAGAAGUGUUGUCUGUGGUUCUUUGGGCUAUAGCUAUGUGGCCAUUUUUAUCAAGCCUUACAAAUACACAUAAGCGACUCUGUCUGUCUUGGUGUAUUACUUCAGUAAUUUUGUCAGGAUUCCCCAUGAUGGCUGUAGUUGGUAAAGAUACAAAUUACAACACAGUAAUAUUAGCUGGCUGGUUGUUUAUUUUUGCUGUCGGAUUUUGUGCCCGGAGACCUGAAACUGGCCUUAUAUACAACAAUAGAACUGUGAGAAGAGAGCCAUACUAUAUAGCAGUUCUUACUGCUGUACAGGUGGUUCUACUAUGCAUUUCUACCUAUACUAUCCAAAGUACUUCUCGAAGUAUUGCUAACAAAGAUGGCCUACCUUUUCUGAAUCAAAUUGUUGCAUGGUUCAUACUUGGGAUAUCUCUGGUGCUUCCUCUGUUUGGGUCUCAAUCUAUUCUGACUCGUUUAUUGAAUGUCAUGACAUCAUUAUUUGCACCAUAUAUUCUUCUCAGUAUUUCUCAUGAAGGAAUGUUUUGUUUGCUGUUAUGCAUUGAAAUGAUUCUUUGGUUGAUGUUAGAACAUCAGUUAUCUUACAAUUAUUCAAAAUUACAGGAUAUACAUUUUGUGUCAGUUCCAGCUGAUCCUACUAAGAAAAAAAUCAACAAUGAAAUAAGUUUGGGAGAUUUUAGAAGAGCUUAUUUUUUUAUAUUUUUCAUUUUAUUAGCAUUUUUUGGGACUGGUAAUAUAGCAAGUAUAAAUAGUUUCAAUCCUACAAGUGUCUAUUGUUUUCUAACUGUAUUUAAUCCUUAUGUGAUGGGAUUUCUUAUGCUUAUAAAGAUUUUGAUACCAUUUUUGAUUGUAAGCUGCAUUCUACGAGCAAUUAAUGUCUGCUUAAAAGCUUCCCCGAGAGCGUUGUUCCUCCUUAUUUUAUUAAUGUCAGAUUUUCUUGCUUUGCAUUUCUUUUUUCUGGUGAAAGAUAGUGGAAGUUGGUUGGAUAUUGGAACUUCUUUAAGCCAUUAUAUCAUUAGUAUAACUGUAAUAAUUUUCAUAAUGUUAUUAUAUGGCCUUGCUUGGAUUCUCACAUCUGUUUCUUUGACAGUUUCGUCAUUAAGAAUUAAGAGACAUUUGUUAUGAUUGUUAAGUGACUUUUCUAUUCCAGUUAAAUUCAGAAAGUUGAAUGUUUAGUUACUUUUUUAAUAUAUUUAUUUUUAAAUUGUUUUGUAAAAGAUCUCUUUUCUUUUAAUCUUGUUAAUUUAUUUAUUCUUGUUGUAAAUCGCACAUACAUGAUUUGAAUUUUGUGUUCUUCUAGUCAUGAAAUUUGUUGAAUCCGUUUAAUUAUCCAAAAUUGUAAAAUACAAAUUUUUAAGAAAUGUAUUGUUAUUUAUUUAAAAUUAAAAAUUCAAGUUGUUCUUUAUUUUAUUAUGAUGCUUUAAGCAUUUGUAUCAUUAAAGAGAUAUUCCAUUAGAAGUUUACUAAUGCAAGUGGUUUCAGAAUCAUGAUCAUGUUAAAGUGUUUGUACACAAAACUUGACACAUAAAAGUGUACAAAAUUUGUACACAUAUAUGUUUAUAAUUUUUCUUCAUAGUACAGUCAAACUACGUUUCAGUGAUAGAAUGGAUAUAACUAUCUUUAUUUAUAGAGAUUUAUAUUAUAUUUAUUUAUAUUAUCUUUAUUAUUAGAGUUUAUAAAAAAUCCAAUGAAGCUUUUUCUUUGUGUAUGUAUCUUUAAAAUAAAUUACUACGGGCAAGCAAUCCAGAUUUGGUGAUAUUUAUUAAAAUGAUUUCUCUUGAUCUAAAUUGUAUUAGAACUUAUCUGUAUUUAAUUUCUAUCCCUUAAUCAUGUUUUUCCAAAAGCAACCAUGGAAGGGUAUAAUUAAAUUGUUGUGUAUUUUUAGUGGGUGUUUAAAACAAAAACAACAAAAUGCUUUGUAGCUUUUUAUGUUUGUAUAAAAAAAUCCUUUUAAUUAUUUUACUUAUAAAACCAUUAUACAUUGUAAUAUUUCUUGUAAUGAAUAUUCUUUGACAAAAAUAUCUGCUGAGAUUGUUGAGCAGAUAGUGAUUCAAACUGCUACCCCUGACCACAUACAAUAUACAGAUACACUUUAUCAUGAAUUUAAAUCUGUUAAAUUUUAAAAACUCGGAUAUUUUUAAGUAACAGAUGCACCUUUCCAGAAUUCAGAUAUCAUUUUUUUGGUGUAUUAAAAUUAUUUACUUGGGAACAAUAAUUACUGUAACAUGGUUUGACUGUAGCAUAACUUAUUGUGCUCACUCAUUCUUCUAUACAAGAAACAUGUUGUGCAUUGUAAAAUCUUUUCUUGCUCUCAAACAGUUAAUCCCCGUAUAAUGCAAACCACCAAAUGCUGUUUGCAUGAUUUAAGUGUAAUAUUGUAUUAGAAGAUAGCUUAAAGUAUGGUUUUAUACUUAAAAAAUAGUUUAGAUUAUAAUUUUCAUGUAAGAAGGCAGCCUGCCUUCAUAUGCUGAUAAUCUGGUUAAAAGUUUCACAUAUAUAUUAGUACUUCAGAUUUACAGAUUUUCACCAGUCUAAAUUUAUAUACAGACAUUAAAAUAAAUGAAAGAAAAAAGGGAAAACUCAAUGAAAUUAAAUGUAUAGUUUUUAUAUAUCUAUAUAAAGCAUUAAAAAAAACAAUUCAAUUGUAAAAAUCAAUUAACGUAAGAGAGAUAGAUUAAAGAUAGAAAUUAAAGAUUUUUUUGUUACUAAUUAAAUUUAUAUUUUUUUUCAGUGAAAAAUUUUGUUCAACUCAAUAUAAAUUUAAUCUUUUCUACUAUUCUUCACAAUUCUUUUUGCUACUACUAUCAAUAGAUGGAAUUUUCUUGCUACAGUGAAUUCUCAAUUAUCUGUGAUUUUUAAUCCCAAAAUAUUAUAGAAUUUUUUUUUCAAUCACAAAUAAUAAGAGAAUUGUUUUAAUGCCAGAAAAUAACAGAAGACUCCUUUUUAUAAAUGAUAUGAUUUUGUAAAAAAGUAACCCAACUACUUGUAAGUACAAAUGUCUACUUUUAUGAAAUCGUAAUUGUAUAUGCAAACUCCUGAUUGUAAGUAAAAAAAAUUUGAAGGCAUUUUUAUAUUAAAUUGUUUGAUCUUUUUUUUUUUCUUUGUAGAUUAUUUGUGGAUAGUAGGGAGUUUACAGUAUGUCUUCUGUCACUCGACAAUAGGCAUUUUAACUGUGCUGUAUUUAAAUAAAACUUUUGUCUUCCACACUAAAAAUGAGCUACGUAAAAAAAUACUAUGAUGAUUUAUCGAACUAAGUGGUGAAAUAUUAAAAUUGUGAAACAAUGUUUUAUUCAUUAAUGACAAACAAUGUUAAGUCAUCAUCUUCGGAAGCUUAUGGUGCUAAUUUUUAGAGCUUUAAAUGAUUUUCCGUAAUAUUUAAAGAGCAGUGUUUGUAUCGACAUAUACUUAACCUUUAAUUUUUAUGAUAUUCCAGUUGUAUGGUUUUGAAUUAAUCCAUUUGAGCAAACAUAAGAAAAAUUCUGUUUACACAACAUUUGAAUUUAACUUUAUCUGAGAAAUGCUUGUAUUAAAAGUUUUUUUUUUUUUGUAUCACUUAUAUUAUAAAAUUCUGAUCAUAUAUUUGCAUAUAUGAGAGAGUAAGUAAAAGCAUAAAAUUUGUAAAAAGAUAUAUAAAAGUUUGAACCAAUCUUUUAAUAUAGUUUUUAUACAUCAGUUUCUACCAUAUUUCUAAAAAAUCGUUUCUUCUUAAACAAAUUGUUAUCAAAAUUAAUAGUAACAAUUUGACAACUAUUAAAGUUAGAAAAGAAUGGGAUUUUUUUUUUAUUUCUGUGCAUUUUUGCUAUCUUAUUUAAUUAAAUAAAUAUCUAUGAAAAACCUGUUCUCCAAUUUUAAAAAAAAAUGCAUAACAUUGUUUCCACCAGAUUAUUAAAUAUAAUUCUUGGCUAAUUUAGUGUGAAAUAUAAAUGUUCAUUGCAUGAUUGCUAUUUAUGCACCAUGUUUGUGAAAAACCAAUCUAUGUUAAAUCAAAGGAUAAGCAUGCAUUAAUUUGUUAUAAAAUAAUAGUGCUUGCAUUAUAAAUAAGCAUUUAGCAUGUACUGAAAACUUGUGGCAAAUAUAUAUAUUGCAAACUUGAAGUUUAGAUAUAAGUUUUUGUGACAUGUUUUUUCUGGAAAAUAUUUUUCUUUGUGUAUUAUUUAUUACAUGUUAAUUGUGGAAUGUUGAGGAAAAAUUCUUUUACUGUUUAUAUUCUUUUGAAUAUUGAAGUAUCUAUUUCCUUGAAUUGUAAUAGUUGUUAAAUGUUCCUUUUUCUGUUUUGUAAGAUAACUUUAAUUCUCUAACAAAAAUAAACAAUUCAUCAUUCUAAAAAAAGAAAAGAGGGCUGCAAAUGAUGAAGAUGUAUUUUGUUGGGGGUGGGGGGAUUAGUUCAUCUUUUGCUCUUUUGUGUUAAUAUAUUAUUUUGGAUUAUUUUUUAUUUAAUUCUUAAUAGAAAUAGAAGAAUCAUUUUUUUCUUUCAGUAUUCCAUUUUCAUCAUAUUUAAUAGUGAUUGUUUCCCCCAUUUUCCUUAUUGAAAAAAAAUACAAUUUAACUAAAAUUCCAAAAAAUUACUUCAAUUUUCAUUAAGAAAAUUAGAAACCUGUCACCGGUUUUUUUUUUAAUAAAUUGUAAAAUAAUACAAUUUUAUAGUUUGAUGGACUGGCAUUUUAGAAAUGAUACUACUGAACAUAUCAGCUAAAAAUUAUCAAAUAAUGAUAAUUAAUUCUUUCAUUUUUGUUUAUUCUUGGUAGAUAUUGUAGAAAAUUGUAAUCAAUGAGUUCAAAAACAUAUAUAUGGAUUCAUUAAUUUAGUUAAUAAUUUUAUCAAAUUCUUUUGCAUUAUGUAAGAAAAAUUUUAUUAUUAUAAGUUUGAAAAGGAAGAUAUCAUAUUAUAAUGCUAAAAUAGUUUAAGUUAUAAAUUUAAGUCUAAAAGAUAUUUCAAAGCUCUCUUGUGGAUUAAAAAAUAAAACCAAUAUUUUAUUCUGUUUAAAUGCAAGAACUUGAAAUAUAAACCCCUUAAAUAAUAUCUUAUCUUUGCUCCUCCCUCCCCCCUAAAAAAAAGAAAAAUAAUUGUCUGAAUAGCAAUAAUAGGCACACAGUUUCAGCUAUUCAGCAUCUCUGUAUUUAAGUCUUGUAUACAAUGAAAAGAAAUUUUUAAAACGUCAUUUAAAAAAUAACGUUUAGAAAUUAUACAUUGUUAUUGAACUUUUUGUUGUUCUAUUCAUCUAGUCACUGAUGAAAAUUAAGAAAAAAUAGAUAAAUAGCUAUAUUUCAAUGCUAUAGUGUGUACUAGAUUUUUUUUCCCUCCCUUCUCUUUUACAAUUGCUUCAACUAUUGCCACUUUUUUGUAUUUUUUGGAGCUUGUUUUAUUUUUUCUUAAUUGUGUAAAAUCAAGAUUUUUAUUCGUAAAAUAAAUUUUUAAGAUUUUUGAAUAUUUCAAUUUAGCAAUUGAAAUUUAGGAUGAUAUUAAUAUGAUUUUUGUUUUGUGAAUAGGAUGAGUAAACAUAUAAAUAGGAUAAUUUUAAAUUUUACUAAAAAGGAAUAAGUUGCUUUGUGUGUGCAGAAUAAAUGUGAAAAUAAAGAAAUUUAGAGAUUAUUCCUAUAUUCUCCAAAUCGAAUGGAAUAAUAAUUUCAUUGAUUUUUACUCUAGAUCUAGAGUAAAAAUCUGUGAGGUUCUUUGUCUUCAUUUGAAUGAAAUCAAAUAUGGUUUUCUAUCUCUUCCUGUUAUUUAAAGCUUAAUGUACUGUUUUGUUUAUUGUCAAUAUUUAAUAUUUUUUCCACCUUGUAAUAUUUUGUACUAUUCCAUUUUUUAAACAAAUUGAUUGAUUACUCAGAUCUAUUUUUGACAUAUUGAAUAAAAAAUAUUGCUAUUUUAAGUUUUUAAAAUAUAUAAGUGUUAAUUUCUUGUAUUUGUGGAAAUGCAAAUGAAUAAUUCUUCGAAUAUUAUUAUUUUGGUAUUUUUGCUGAUUUGGUAUUAUGUUCUCUGGAUCUAUUGUUGUCAAGUUAAU